GACUCGGGUAUGAAGUCCGGACCGAAAGCUCAACUCCAAGAUGCUUCCGUCUGAAUCUCAGCGUUCUUCCUCCCGGAACCAAAGGAGUGGUUUGACCUGGGAGAAACCGUCGUCAUCGACCGUGGGAGUGGAUGGAGGAAUCGGCCUGCAGGCUGCAGUGGUGGUUUCGCUUGCUGCGUGUGGCAGUGCGACUGCACAGAGCUUGAAGCCCUUGGGGAGGGCGGGACCGAGCCAAAUUGGGUCUGGGGUCUGGGGCUUGGGUGCGAAAUUCUAAGGUGAAUUCUUAAACCCCUUAAAAUGUCUGAUGACGUUUUCUCACGACGACCAGGAGAUGCAGCUCUCUCCCAUGGUUCCUUGUUGCCCUUAAUGUUCUACGCCAUCUAGAAAAAAAAUGUCUGAGGAUCACCCCAUUAUCCCAAGUUCACCCUAAUCUCUUUCCAUGAUUUCACAGUGCGUUUACACCAGUAAUCUGUUUGUGAGCCCUCAGUAGUUAUCAGGAGGCCUAUGGCAGCUGCGCAGUCCUACCUCAGCCCACCUUGAAAAAAACCGUAGGCAACAUGGAACCACCACGAAACCCUCCUGUUAGUGGGGCUGAGCCAUCUCGGGCAGUUGGCACUGUCAAAGUAUACCUGCCUAACAAGCAACGCACGGUGGUGACUGUCCGGGAAGGCAUGACUGUCUAUGACUCUUUGGACAAGGCCCUCAAGGUGCGGGGCCUCAAUCAGGACUGCUGUGUGGUCUACAGACUCAUCAAAGGAAGAAAGACAGUCACUGCCUGGGACACAGCCAUUGCACCUUUGGAUGGUGAAGAGCUCAUUGUGGAGGUCCUGGAAGAUGUGCCGCUGACCAUGCACAAUUUUGUCCGGAAGACGUUCUUCAGCCUGGCCUUCUGUGACUUCUGCCUUAAGUUUCUGUUCCAUGGAUUCCGCUGCCAGACCUGUGGCUACAAGUUCCACCAGCAUUGUUCCUCCAAGGUUCCCACCGUCUGCGUUGACAUGAGUACCAACCGCCGACAGUUCUACCACAGCAUCCAGGAUUUGUCUGGAGGCUCCAGGCAGCAGGAGGCUCCCUCAAAUCUCUCUGUGAAUGAGCUGCUAACCCCCCAGGGUCCCAGCUCCUUUCCCCAGCACCGUGACCAGGAGCACUUCUCCUUCCCUGCCCCUGCCAAUCCCCCACUGCAGCGCAUCCGUUCCACAUCUACUCCUAACGUCCACAUGGUCAGCACCACAGCUCCCGUGGACUCCAGCCUCAUGCAGUUUACUACUCAGAGCUUCAGCACCGAUGCUGCUGGCAGAAGUGGUGGUGACGGAGCCCCUCGGGGUAGCCCUAGCCCAGCUAGUGUGUCUUCAGGGAGGAAGUCCCCACAUUCCAAGUUACCUUCAGAACAGCGGGAGCGGAAGUCCUUGGCAGAUGAAAAGAAAAAAGUGAAGAACCUGGGGUACCGGGACUCAGGCUAUUACUGGGAGGUGCCACCCAGUGAGGUACAGCUGUUGAAGAGGAUCGGGACAGGCUCUUUUGGCACUGUGUUUCGGGGGCGUUGGCAUGGCGAUGUAGCUGUGAAGGUACUCAAGGUGGCCCAACCUACCGCUGAGCAGGCCCAGGCCUUCAAGAAUGAAAUGCAGGUGCUCAGGAAGACACGACAUGUCAACAUUUUGCUGUUCAUGGGUUUCAUGACUCGGCCAGGGUUUGCCAUCAUCACACAGUGGUGUGAGGGUUCCAGCCUCUACCACCACCUACAUGUGGCUGACACGCGCUUUGACAUGGUCCAGCUCAUUGACGUGGCCCGGCAGACUGCCCAGGGCAUGGACUACCUCCACGCCAAGAACAUCAUUCACCGAGACCUAAAGUCCAACAAUAUCUUCCUACAUGAGGGGCUCACAGUCAAGAUUGGUGACUUCGGCCUGGCCACGGUGAAGACACGGUGGAGUGGGGCCCAGCCCUUAGAGCAGCCCUCGGGGUCUGUGCUAUGGAUGGCAGCUGAGGUGAUCCGUAUGCAGGACCCGAACCCCUACAGCUUCCAGUCGGAUGUCUAUGCCUAUGGUGUUGUGCUGUAUGAGCUUAUGACCGGCUCACUGCCCUACAGCCACAUUGGCAGCCGUGACCAGAUCAUCUUUAUGGUGGGCCGUGGCUAUCUGUCUCCGGACCUCAGCAAAAUCUUCAGUAAUUGCCCCAAAGCCAUGAGGCGCCUGCUGACUGACUGCCUCAAGUUCCAGCGGGAGGAGCGGCCCCUAUUUCCCCAGAUUCUGGCCACGAUCGAGCUACUGCAGCGGUCACUCCCCAAGAUUGAGCGGAGUGCCUCCGAACCAUCCUUGCACCGCACCCAGGCUGAUGAGUUGCCUGCCUGCCUUCUCAGCGCAGCCCGCCUUGUGCCUUAGACCCUACUCCCAGCCCACCAGGGAGCCAAUUUCAGCCUACCAUGCCAAGGCACCCCUACCUACCAGCCAAUCAUUGUUCUGCCUCUGCCUUGAUAAUUGCCUCAGGAUUCCUUAUCCCACACCCUGGGAAAUUUGGGGGACUCUAAAAACUGAGGUCCCCUGCUUUCUCCAUAAUUUGGUCUCCUCUUGGCUUUGGGGAUAGUUCUAAUUUGAAGAGCUGUUUUGUCUCCAAUGGCUGGGAUUCAGUGCAAGGAUUCCACUCAGAACCUCUUUCUAAAGUUUUUGCCUGAUGUGUCUUCACUGGAUUUUGGGGUUCCCAGCACCCCAUUUGGAUUUGGGGGUUUCCCUUUGUCUCCGCCACUAUUCAAGGACUCUCCUCUUUACCAAGAAGCACAGAAUUCUGCUGG
Molecule: messenger RNA, 2782 nt
Organism: Arvicanthis niloticus (Nile rat)
Lineage: Eukaryota; Metazoa; Chordata; Mammalia; Rodentia; Muridae
Gene: Araf
Product: A-Raf proto-oncogene, serine/threonine kinase
Biological process (GO): protein phosphorylation; MAPK cascade
Cellular component (GO): mitochondrion; cytosol
Molecular function (GO): MAP kinase kinase kinase activity; ATP binding
Source: RefSeq, a predicted model, not a curated record